This is a messenger RNA of Acanthopagrus latus (yellowfin seabream), 2299 nucleotides long. RefSeq lists its product as uncharacterized. Gene Ontology annotation, molecular function: catalytic activity. Lineage: Eukaryota; Metazoa; Chordata; Actinopteri; Spariformes; Sparidae. The record is from RefSeq and is a predicted model, not a curated record.
GGGUUCCGCGGGCAUUGAACCUGAAGAGGAGAGGGUGACUAAAAAGGGUGGAAUGCGUCGGCAAUUUCCACUGAAGCUCGCCUGGGCCUGUACAGUACAUAAAGUACAAGGCAUUACAGUUGAUAAAGUGUAAAGAUGGAUGGUUAUGCUUAUCAUAAUCAGCCAAGGACUUUAUCCUACAAUAGCAGAGACCCAAUAUUGACAGAAAUUCAAGGCCAACAGCAUGGUGGAGUUGGCCUGUAUGGUGCAGACAAUUUGGCAUGUAAUGUUCUCCAGGUACCAAAUGUCAAUUUAGAAUGUUUGAUUUACCACUGCACUACAUACAGCAUUUUGAUAGCAGUAAUUUAUAGACCACCAUUGCCGUUGUUUAAAGGAAAUUUAGGCAAAUUACUCAAUUGGCUGAAUCCACUAAGUAACACAAUUGCUGUUAUGGGAGAUUUCAAUGAUGAUAUUUUGAAAUCAUCGUCAAUUGCCAAAUUUAUGAGAAACAAAGGGUUUGGUCAAUUUGUGAAACAACCCACAACAAUAAACGGCACACUGAUUGAUCAUGUGUAUGUGAAAACAACACAUUAUAUUGUUGAAUCGUUAGUGUUGCCAACUUAUUUCAGUGACCAUGAGGGGAUCAUGUGUUCUUUUACAUCCAGCACAGAGUAGUUAGGGAGAAGAGGAUAGUAGUAGUAAUUUUUAGUAGAGGUAUUUGAUACAUUUUAUAUUGUUAUUUAUAUAUGCAUGUUUAUGCAUGUUUACUUUUCAGGAGUUUGGUGUACUUCUAUAUUGUGUGUUCAAAAUAUAAAAACAACAAAAAAGUAUUUGAUAAAGUUUAUGUUGUUGUUGUUUAUAUAUGCAUGUUUUCUUUUCAGGAGUUUGGUGUACUUCUAUAUUGUGUGUUCAAAAUAUAAAAACAACAAAAAAGUAUUUGAUGAAGUUUAUGUUGUUGUUGUUCAUAUAUGCAUGUUUUCUUUUCAGGAGUUUGGUGUACUUCUAUAUUGUGUGUUCAAUAUAAAAAACAAAAAAAAAUACCACCUAAAAAAUGUGUUCUAUUUAUGGGUUUCGUUUCCUGCAUUACAGCAGCAUUCUAAACUGAAACAAACAGUAUGAUAAACAGUACUAACAAUCCUUAUCAGAAAUUUCAUUGAUACAUAUUUGUAAUUUUAUAUGUAAAACAUUUUCUUGAAAAGAUUUGGCUGAUAUAUCGCACUUACUAUACUGCAGUAAUUGCAUAAGAUGAAUUGCUGCCAGUCAUAUGCUGUUGCUAAUGCAGGUUUUGCUUUACCUUUCGUGUUGCUUCAAAAAGCAAAAGGCACUGGUAAUGGUACUCCUGGUUUACCGGGAUGGGGUUCGAUUCCCUGUGGUGUCCUGCUGAUUCUUUUGCAUUUACAUGAAAGGCCUUAUUUUACUCAAUUAUAUGUGUAACAAGUGUGACUAAACUCCAUAAAAGAAAAUCCAAAUCAAAUUAACGCUUGUAUUAUGUUCGUUUUCUACUUUCGUGUUCCUCGUCAAAUUUGACAGGUCUGGUUUAAGUGCUCUUACAUUACCACAAAAAACAUCAUUCAAACAUAAUGAAAAGGACAUUUUAUUGAACACUUUUAAUACAUUGUAGUAAGUGUUUCUAACUAGUGGUGAACAUGCAUAAUGGCAAUGAACAUAGAAAGAAUAGACACUAAAAAUGAUAAUAGUCCUCUUGUCAUGAUCUAUGGCUGCGGUGUCUGUGUUGUGUUUUUUGUGCUUGUGUGUUCUGUUUACUUGCAGAGUUGCGCUGGAAGGCUGGGCGGAUUUGUUGUCUCAGGAGGGAUCACACUCAUAUGCACCUGCUGCAGGCUGACAAUUAAUGCCUGCUUAAAAGUCUUGAUCAACACACUACCUGCUGCCAGAUGAUUUUGCCAACCACAUGCGCUGUGUUUCUCCAAGUGGCCAAACACCACACAUGUCCUCAGCCUGGCUGCAACACUCCACCUGCCAUGGGCUCCUCCAAGCAUCUAGACACCACACAGGUCUCCAGCAGCCUCAACCUCAAACCAUCAUCAGCUGUGAAUUCAGUUGUGUUGAAAUAAAGAAGGUUUUGAUACUGCUGCAGCCUUGUGUCUGCUUUUGACUUUUGACAACCAGAUUCUACCAAGUGUAACACAUCUAUGUGUGUGUGUGUGUGUGUGUGUGUGUGUGUGUGUGUGUGUGUGUGCGCGCGUGUGUGUUUUCGACACACAGGAGUGGCAUUACACAAUCAGGUUGGAGUGUGCCUUGCAAACAAAGGCAUCACAUUAGUAGCAUGUCAGUGUUGUUGCCGUCGUUGGGCGGCUUAGCC